This is a messenger RNA of Mobula hypostoma (lesser devil ray), 1837 nucleotides long. Its product is annotated as interleukin-17C-like. The transcript has 3 exons. Gene Ontology annotation, cellular component: extracellular region. Gene Ontology annotation, molecular function: cytokine activity. The coding region runs from base 382 to 951 and encodes 189 amino acids. The record is from RefSeq and is a predicted model, not a curated record. NCBI's taxonomy places the organism in Eukaryota, Metazoa, Chordata, Chondrichthyes, Myliobatiformes, Myliobatidae. Gene Ontology annotation, biological process: inflammatory response.
UCCUCCAGCAUUUUGUGUGUGUUGCUCAGGAUUUGCAGCACCUGCUGAUUUUUUCGUGUUUGUGAUACAGCAGACGGUCAGAGUAACUGCCGUAUUACGCCUGUCCCGCCCAGUCCAAGUGCCCAGACAGUAGCACUUCGCCCGGGACAUCCUGCUGUUAUUCAGCUGUUGUCUGUGGGCCGGACCCGCGGCUGCUCGCUCCCCGCCCUCACCUCCCCCGGAACGGACCUGUGACGAGGCAGGAAUCCCUCACUCCUCAGUUCUGCGUUUUUCGGGCGGCCCAACAACGCGGAAGCAGCGAGGAUUUUUCUCCACGGGAUUUCCAGGCGCUCCGGCUAUAAAACGCCAUGCGCGGCGAAGUUGGGGAGAGCGCAGCGGAGGAUGCAGCUAGGAGAGCGGCUCGGACUCCAGAGAGCGAUGUGGGCCGUGCAGCUUCUCAUGAUCGGACUCAUGUGGGUGAGUCUUGGACAGACGGCCCGACAGAGACGAGAGGGUCGCAACCAGUGUUUCAGCGCUGAGGAGUUGGAUGUCCCGGGCAAAAUGCUGCAGAAACUGCUGGUCAGGGCCAACGCGGGACACUUGCUCUCUGUCAGCCUAGUGGAACAGCUGGAGCGGCAGCGGAGGCGACAUGGACAUUGCCCCAAGAUGGGGCACCAGUCAACUCACAACCACAAAAUCAGUCACCGCUCCAUCUCUCCCUGGGAGUACAGAAUUAACUACGACGAGAACCGCGUCCCCUCGAAGCUGGCUUUCGCCGAGUGUCUAUGUGAAGGCUGCAUCGACGCCGAGAGCGGCGAGGAAACGCUGGCUCUGAACUCGGUGCUGCUCAAACAGACCAUGUUGGUUCUGCAGAGGCAAGCGUGCGUGGGGCACGACGAUCGCUACAGCUUUGAGCUGAAGUAUAUUGAAGUGCCGGUGGGCUGCACCUGUGUCCUGCCCCGGAGCCACUAGCCCCGUCCGGCUUCUUGCAGGGGCCUGACACAGCCGGCCGGCCGGCCGCAGCUUCUAGUGCAGCGCAAGUCUUCUGCUCAACAGGCCCCGGGUCCACCGCGCAGAGCAACCACCUCCCGAGUCAGUCCCCGGCCGCUCGGCCCACCGUGGCUGUGCUGUACACCAUCCCUUAUCCGGGAUGUUGUCUGGAUCGCCCCUGGGGCAGUGGCGUUGCUGUGGUUGUUCUGCAUGACAGGACCGUCCUGUGCUGAAUACAGUCCGUGUGUACUGGCAUCCUAUAGUCAUUGUGUGACUGUGCGUAUUUCACGUGUCUAUUGCCGAGUUUUAUUCGCGUUAUCUUAUUCCACCUUCUCUCUGUAACCGAGCAAAAUGUUUGUGUCCCAGUGGACAAUUUAUGUUUAUGAUCACAGUAUCGUCACACAGACCCUUGGCCCGUCGAGGCGCUGCUGUCGUCUCGUUUGACUCGCGUCCUGUUCUACACGAGGUGCGGCCACGGCCCGAGGACUUUCUGUGACUGUCUGUGACUUUAUUCCCGUUGUUAUACUUUACAUUAAAGUAUCGAGCCGAGAUUGCUCUCGGGGCUUAAUCGGUGCGGGUGGCGGUGUUACUGACUGUGAUCAAUAUCAGAUAUUGGGUUAAAUUUCCAUCCCUGGCCCUGGAAUUCUGGGUGUGUCCAGACAGGGAUGUAACCGGUGCUACAGAAAUGUGUCUCCCUGUUACACGUGCCCGGUGAGGUGGAGGUCGGACCUUGUUUUAGAGCGGGAGAUCCCUACCCACCGCCGCAACCCCUGGCGCCCCUCACCCCUUAGAAGGGUCAUGGAGAGUCCCACUCACAGCUGGGGAGGGGCAUGAGUUAGCGGCCUGGGGUAUCUAAUGCCAAACAGGG